Molecule: messenger RNA, 1305 nt
Organism: Symbiodinium natans
Lineage: Eukaryota; Dinophyceae; Suessiales; Symbiodiniaceae
Source: the annotation of a GenBank genome assembly
AUGAAGUUUGGGCAAUAUGCCCUCCUGCUAUCCGUUGCCCUAGCUAGGCAACUGACGAUUCGCAGCGUUGGAAAGGACGUGUCAGAAGCGACUACCGUUCAGUCAUGCGACAAUUUACGGUGCCCCAGAGCGUGGCUACCGAAACUCAAUCACCACACCUUGACCGGCAACAGGGUGGAGGAUUGUUGUGAGAAGUCCUGCAAGCUCUUUACAUGCACAGGAAUCUACCGUACCAAUCCGGCCUACUGGGACAACGUCGGGAACUCCCCUCAGGUGUGCUGCGACCAAACGUGCGGGUCCGAUUUCGAGUGUGAUGCAGGAUACGUUUUAGCAGAUGCAACGGCCCCUGGCGUGAGCAAGGAGGAGUGCUGCAAGCCCAAGUGCGAGCUCUUCAGCUGCGAAGCACCUUGGGCACCGAGCGUUGCGAAGAAGGACGUGGUCUCCAGCGCUGCUGAGGAUUGCUGUGACCAAACAUGUGCGGCUGUGAACUGCUCUGCCUCGGGUUGGGCUGUGAAUGAGAGCAAGGCUCUCGUUGUUGGCAGCUCUGUCCAGGAUUGCUGCACGCCGACGUGCAGCAACACUGCGCAGGUGACAUGCCCCACCGGCUUUGCCGUGAAGCCAGAAGACGUGAACAAGACGGAGGGAUGCUGCCAGAAACAGUGCAAAGCGCACAAAUGCAGCGAUGGCUGGACAGAUGACGACUCUAAGGCCGAUGACUUUGCCGACUCUGAUGAGGCUUGCUGCGUGAAGACCUGCAAGCAGUUUGAGUGCCCUGCGGAAGACGGUUGGGCACCAUGGGAGUCUGUGGCAAACGACAUCGGCAACAACGUCACGCAGUGUUGCCUUCCCACAUGCAAGCAGUUCACCUGCAACGCAACGGAGGGCUGGCUUCCAGCUCCCAAAAAUGGCAAGGACAAUGUAGUCGGUUCAACCAGCAGCGCUUGCUGCGUUCCGGCUUGCAGCAGCUACAGCUGCAGCCCGGACAAGGGGCUCAUGCAAAUCCCUGAUGCCGCGAAGAUUCCUGGCGCAAGCGACGAGCUCUGCUGUGAAAGCGCCAAGUGUGACAGAGUGAGAAAGAACAUGACCGAGCUGGGCAAGGACGAGUACUGCAACAGUCUAUCGGCAGAUGACUGCGAGAAGAAGUUUAUCAAGUACAAGUCCAAGACCGAGGUCAAGGCCUCGAACGGCAAGGUCGCGGCCACGGCCAAAUCGACCCACAUUGUGUCGUGCACCUACAACACAACCUACCAGCUUUGCCGCUAUGACACGGACCGAGAAAUCAAGGGCGGCUGCAGUGGUGUCUGA